GUUGUCUUAUGGCGUGGCCCGUGGUGUGUUGUGCCCGCGGCAACGGCGCCGCCGGAGCGAUUCUGGCAAGGAAGCUGCAUGCCGUUGGGAAUCGGUUUGAUUGCGCGUCGGCCGGUUCCCAACUUUCGGGCGGCGGCAGCGUGCUCCUCGCGCCUUUCCAGAUUCGCUCAAGAUUAGGGGGGGGCGCGGCAGGCGACGCCCGCCGGGAGCUAGAGCGGCCGGGAUUCGCGAGGACGGGUAACCCGCUACAGGGCGCGGGGCCCCUUAGGAAGAUCGUACAGCUAUGAGAUCCGCGAAGGCAACUACGCUACUCCGAUGGGAAACGCCGGCACCGUCCGCGACGGGCUGCUUGAUGACUCGGAGCGUUUUUCGUUCUGAUGGGUGACGUCGCAUGUCAGCCGCCUCACGCUCGACAGAAGGGGCGGCCGCCGGCAGAACGGCCGCCAAGCGAGCCACGCCGAGGCGCUCGCCUUAAUUGCCGACGCCAUGCAUGGCCGCGCGGAGGUGGUCGGGCAGCUCCGCAUCCGGGACGGAGUCGGCGACGCCGCAGAGUAUCAAAGAGGGACGGAGCGGAGCCGCCCGGAUUCCUUCUGUGAGCGCAAGUCCCUUGCCGGGGGCGGGGCCAGCCGUCGGCCCACGCAUUGCCA
Messenger RNA from Amoebophrya sp. A120, 647 nucleotides. The record is from the annotation of a GenBank genome assembly. NCBI's taxonomy places the organism in Eukaryota, Dinophyceae, Syndiniales, Amoebophryaceae.